CAAGAUCCGUCGCCGGAGAGGCGUUGUAGCGCCGCGGCCGCCACCACCUUAAGAUCCAACUCCGCCGCCCUCUUCCUAUCCCUGGCCAACUCAUUCCCCGCAUGAGCUCUCCACUGUCGUGAUCUCCUUCCUCACCAGCUGCCAUGGCAUCAGUUGGGUCUUCCUCCAAUAUCGUGGCUGGCUUGAGUUCCUGGCAUGGAUGGUGAUGCCAAAGGACCCGGCGUUAUUUCCUCUCCUUGGAGCAGCGGGGGCAAGGGGCACUGGCGGUCAGGAAUCAUUUACCCAAGUCCUGAUCAAAAUCAAUCAAAACUGCUUCAGUUCAUGGUUGUCCACUAUUUUGAUGUCCUGGCCGGCACCGACGUCGUCGGCAGCAUCACCGUCCACAGUAAUGGCGCUUUACUGAUCAAUGUAGAAAAUAAUGGUUGUUCUACUCAAGUGAGGAGGGACGUGGAGGCAAAAGGAAAGGGUAUAUUCAGUGUAGAAACCCAACCCACGGCUGCUCUAUUCACCUGAGGAGAGACAUAGAAGCAAAAUUGCAGAAGGAAAGUGUAGAUGAGCUUUUUCAUCACCUGUCAGCUCCAUUGUCUGAUGUAAUUUCACUCCGAUUACUGCUUCAUUUUUUGUCACAAUUUGGUGUUCCUUAUCUAAAAUGGGGUUCCGCUGAGGCGGCUUCGAUAUCCAUGUACACAGCAUAUUUCCAUUUUUUAUUUCUUUUCUAAGAGGUGCCAAAAUCUUAGGCGGCUGUUCAAUUGUGGAUAUCCUUGCUAUGUUACUAGAAUGUAGAUGCAGCAUGAGGAAGAAAUUAUCUACAUAUAUUUCUAUGCUUUAGCUAAUAAUCAUCAAUUAGUUUUUUAUUGCUGACCAAUAGAGUUCUGAAGUGUUGUGAUCCCACCUUGGACUGUUUUCUUCUUCUUUUGAUUAGCUAAAUCGGAACUAUUCGUUUACCAUAAUACCAUCCUUCGUGCAAUGCCUUACAAAAAUAUUAUUUUGCAGGCAUUUAUUUUAGUGUGGUGUUGUCAUUGCCAACCUAGCGUUGUUUCUUAGUUAGCUGUCAGUAGAGAAAUCACCCUUCCAUCAGUCUAUUGUUGUGUUAAUACAUAGGCUAAUCCUAUACAGACUUUUAGUCGUCAAAUUAUCUGAGUUGGGAGUUAAAUCUCACGUCUUCAAGUUUCUUUAGUGUUGAUCAGUUUAUGCUUCUCGGCCAUAAAUUUUUGAGUUGUGGCAGGUAUUAUGCUACUUAACUGAAUAUUGUUUCCUUCGACCCCUUCAUAGGAAUCCUCUGUUUUAGCAUUUGUGAUUUUGCAGUCAAUACAAGCCUGAUCUUUGGCAUAUGUUUGAUGUGUUCCCUCUCUGUGCUCUCCAUACAGGUGCUAUUUUAUCCAUUGGUUGCUACAGGAAGCCUUGCGGUGGAUUCCUCGACUGCCUAUGCAAAAACUGUACACAGGGCAUAUUGGUACCUCUUGCUAAUGCUAUUAUUAUUAUUAUUAGUACCUUCUAAUUAUUUACAAUUCACUAGAGGUAUAUACAUUUGUCUUAGCCUGCAUUGAACUAAGCUAGCAUAGAAAGGAUUCAAAGGAGCCAUGUCAAGAUCUCUUGCAUGUGUAAUUGAUUAGUAAUAAUAUACUACUAUCAGACAUGUUA
Messenger RNA from Lolium rigidum, 1641 nucleotides. RefSeq lists its product as uncharacterized. Lineage: Eukaryota; Viridiplantae; Streptophyta; Magnoliopsida; Poales; Poaceae. Bases 196 to 513 code for a protein of 105 amino acids. The record is from RefSeq and is a predicted model, not a curated record. The transcript is spliced from 3 exons.